UUUUUGUUUUGGGUAAAAAAAAGAAACAAACCAUAUAGAUCCAGGAGAACCCAUGUUUCGUUUUAGAAAGAUAAGAUAAAGGCUUCGACUUUUUAGGGUUUUUUUUUUUUUUUUACUUCUUUCUUUUGUUGUUGUUGUUGUUGUUGUGUGAUUCAAAUCAAUCCUCUCUGUUUCUUAUUGUCCUUGCUCUUAUUCAAGUUUCACCUGACUUUUGUUAUUUGGAUAAAGUUUUGAGCUUUGUGUCCAGUACUCUCUCUUGUGAUCUCUCUUGGAAAAGUAAUAAAAGGUUGAAUUUUUUUUGAGGGGGUUUCUAAAUUAGGUUUAGUGUGGGAUUAUUGAGUGUUUUUAUCUUUCUGAUUCGAUGAAGAUCAAGAGUUAUUAAGGAUCGUAAAGAGUGAUCACAAUUACAGAGGAUCCGUUUCGUAGAUCCGUCAGAUCUGUUCACCUGGAGGUACGCCACUUCUUCUUGAUUCACUUAGUUAGUGUGGAAAAAAACGCCGGUUUGGGUUCCUGUGGAAAGCUGAAUUUGGAUGUAGUAUCACUAUAAUCAGACCAUAGCUUUAGAGAAAGGAAGAUGAAGGUUAUUGAAUCCCUUAGCUCUGUUUGUAGUCGUUAAAGGUUGUGGCAGCUGCUUAGGAACUCAUGGAAGAGAUUGCACCUGCGGUUGCACUGACUUUGAGUUUAGCCAACACCAUGUGUGACUCUGGAAUCUCUUCUACUUUAGAUAUUACCGAGCUGGAAAAUGUUACUGAUGCUGUUGACAUGUUGUCUGAUCACAAAGGUCAUAGAUAUUGUAAUGGAGUGGUCGAUUCUAUGAUGGAACAUGUUUCAGAAGAACCACAAGAGAACACUUUAUCUGAAGUGAGAAGCUUGUCUUCUGAUUUUAGUGGAACUGUCCAAGAAUCAGAAGAAGAUGAGCCAUUAGUUUCUGAUGCCACUAUUAUAAGCGAGGGUUUAAUAGUUGUGGACGCUAGGUCUGAGAUAAGCUUGCCAGAUACAGUUGAAACAGAUAACAAGCGAGUUCUUGCUACGGCCAUUAUCCUCAACGAGACCACCAUAGAACAGGUUCCCACAGCUGAAGUCCUUAUUGCGAGUCUGAAUCACGAUGUGAAUAUGGAGGUGGCAACUUCAGAGGUAGUCAUUAGGUUGCCUGAAGAAAAUCCUAAUGUAGCAAGAGGAAGCAGGAGUGUCUAUGAACUAGAGUGUAUACCUCUUUGGGGCACAAUCUCAAUUUGCGGUGGAAGAUCUGAAAUGGAGGAUUCUGUUAGAGCUUUACCUCAUUUUCUGAAAAUACCCAUCAAAAUGCUUAUGGGGGAUCAUGAAGGGAUGAGUCCAAGUCUCCCAUAUCUCACUAGCCACUUCUUUGGUGUAUAUGAUGGCCACGGAGGCGCUCAGGUUGCUGACUAUUGUCAUGAUAGGAUCCACUUUGCUUUGGCUGAAGAAAUCGAACGGAUCAAAGAGGAAUUGUGUAGGAGGAACACUGGCGAGGGUAGGCAGGUCCAGUGGGAGAAAGUCUUUCUAGAUUGUUUCCUAAAGGUCGAUAACGAGGUUAAAGGGAAAAUCAACAGACCUGUUGUUGGUUCUUCUGAUAGGAUGGUUCUUGAAGCUGUUUCCCCUGAAACCGUCGGAUCAACUGCUGUGGUUGCUUUGGUUUGUUCAUCGCAUAUAAUAGUCGCUAACUGUGGUGACUCAAGAGCGGUUUUACUCCGAGGCAAAGACUCCAUGCCUUUAUCAGUUGACCACAAACCAGAUAGAGAGGAUGAGUAUGCAAGAAUAGAAAAAGCUGGAGGAAAGGUUAUACAAUGGCAAGGUGCUCGUGUUUCUGGCGUUCUUGCCAUGUCCAGGUCCAUCGGUGAUGAAUAUCUGGAGCCAUAUGUAAUACCAGAUCCCGAAGUGAUGUUCAUGCCACGAGCUAGAGAAGAUGAAUGUCUUAUAUUGGCCAGUGAUGGACUUUGGGAUGUAAUGAGUAACCAAGAAGCUUGCGAUUUUGCGAGGAAACGGAUCUUGGCUUGGCACAAGAAGAAUGGAGCACUGCCUUUAGCUGAGAGGGGUGUAGGGGAAGACCACGCGUGUCAAGCAGCGGCUGAUUAUCUCUCCAAGCUCGCUCUUCAAAAGGGAAGCAAAGACAAUAUCUCGAUCAUAGUGGUCGACUUGAAAGCUCAAAGAAAGUUCAAGACCAGAUCUUGAAACACUGUACGCUCGAGCUCUUACACUAUUAUAAUUUUAUUAUUUCUAAUUUUUUAAAAAAGUUUCAACAAGUUUACAUAAAAAUAAGAAGUGAAAUGUUGGGGGAAGAAGAAUCAAGACCUUGAUGAUGCAUAGCUAAAAAAGUCCAUUCCUUUUUCUCAUGGACUUGAAUGUGUAUGUUUGUUAUGUAUAAGAAGAAUAGAGAAGAAGUGUUUCUUUUUAUAAUUUUUAUCUUGGGAUCUUCAUAAAAAGUGUAGGUGGAUAUGUUGUAAUAUUGGAGAUGUGGCGUAUGGGAAUUGUAAUUGAAUUUUAUGUCA
Camelina sativa (false flax) is the source of this 2504-nucleotide messenger RNA. RefSeq names its product protein phosphatase 2C 7. Gene Ontology annotation, molecular function: cation binding; protein serine/threonine phosphatase activity. The record is from RefSeq and is a predicted model, not a curated record. Gene Ontology annotation, biological process: protein dephosphorylation. NCBI's taxonomy places the organism in Eukaryota, Viridiplantae, Streptophyta, Magnoliopsida, Brassicales, Brassicaceae.